Molecule: messenger RNA, 1844 nt
Organism: Anopheles darlingi
Lineage: Eukaryota; Metazoa; Arthropoda; Insecta; Diptera; Culicidae
Exons: 4
Coding region: 400-1653 (417 amino acids)
Source: RefSeq, a predicted model, not a curated record
GCUCGAAGAAGAACUGGAAGAAGAUUCCGCGAAAGCCCUGUAAUCGCACGCCGCGCCGUAAUGGAGUUUUUGGAUUUUCCGCGCGUGCCCUUGACCUCUUGCGGAAUAUCUUCAAUGAAUCCCACGUUGCCGCUGAUGUGGCCAAACCCUCAACGUACUGAGAAUCCUAAUUCGUUUGCACCAAUCAGCGUGAAUCGUCGACUGUGUGCCGUCGCGAUAUUUAAUUGAUUGAUCAAUCAAUAGGCAACGAUAGCACGCGAUUCGCUCGGUACAAAGUGUCGUGGUGCGUCCAUUUAAAUCAAUUUCAACGAUCUUCUCGCUCCGGUAGCUUCGUGGCUGGCUGGGACAUUUGGAGCGACCAUUUCAAUCGAAAGUACCAACAAAACCGGUCGUGAAGUGAUGGCAGCAGCACCCAAAUUAAGCGUUAUUUCUGCCAAAUUCACCGAAGCCACGCUUGACGAAAUCGUCCAGAAUGCGGGCGGAAAACGGUGCACGAGCUGGAAAAUGUCGGACACCGAGUUCAAGAAGGGUGACUCUUAUCUCAGCGAACUGUACCGCAUCCAACUUCAUGAUGAUAGUGGGACCCAAUUGCUCGUCGUGAACGCCGUUGUGAAAACGAUACCGAAGAACGUCGGACGCCGGAAUACGUUCCGUUCGGCAGAUUUUUUCCGGAACGAGUACAACUUUUAUACCGUGGUUCUGAAGGAGUUGUACAGCUUCCAGGCGAAGCGCCAACCGAAGCAUCCUUUCGACGACAUUCCCAAGUGCCUCGCAGCAUAUUCGGAUGGGGAAAAUGAUUUCAUCGUUUUGGAAGACCAGUCCCAGUACGGUUACAGCACAGCUUCAAGGGCGGAAGGUGUCGGAUUGGACGAGUGUCAACGAUGCAUGCGUUCGCUUGGUCGCUUCCAUGCACUAUCCCUAGCGAUGAAGGAGCAGGACUCGGACCGUUUCCAUGCAAUCGUCCAGCAGCACGUGGAGGAGACGUACUAUGAGGCGCGUCUUAAGCCUUGGUACAACAAUUUUCUGCAGGUGCAGAUCGAUUGUGCGAAGAAAGCGGUCGCCCAGGAGUGCGCCGGUACCGAGCUCGAGCGCAAAGUGGCCAAUUUCUUCGAUUGCGAUCUGUACGAUCGGAUGGUAUACCUUACGCACACGCGCAACCAGAAUUCGGUCAUCAAUCAUGGUGACUGUUGGAUGCCUAACUUUCUUUUCCACAACGAAACAUCCGGCGUGCGCAUUAUCGACUUCCAGCUGGCCCGAUACUCAUCGCCUGCGCUCGAUAUUUCAUUUUUUGUAUACUCCUGCACUAGUCAGGCGCUACGUGAGACUCACUAUCAGGAACUGUUGGAUGCUUAUUACGGUGGGCUUGCUGAGAUGAUGCGCGAUCUCGGAUCGAACCCGGAAGAAAUCUUUCCUUUCUCGGAAUUGAAGAAGGAACUGCAACAAUAUGCUCGGUUCGGUUGCGGUAUGGGAAUCGAAUCGAUACCGUUCUCAUUGCUGGGCGAGGAGGAUGUAGCGGAUCUCGAUCAGAUCGACUCCGAUAAGGCGAUUCCGAUCGAGCAGAUUUGGAUUUUACGUCCCAUCGAGAACCAAGCUGGUCGGCUUCGACUGACGGACAUGUUUCGUCACGCUAUGGACAUGGGAUACUUAGAUUGAUGUUCAAUCCGAUCAGGUAUAGACUAGAAAGCAGCAAUGCUCCGUUCGGAAGAAGUUGAAACGUUGAUGUUCUUGCACAUACUAUCGCAUAAGAAGAAAUGUUUUGAACAUUUCAUGAACAACAUUUGAACAACAUGUUUUGAAUCUGCAAUAAAUACUGUCAUCGUCGAGUACAGGACAAUCCCGGACAA